AUGAAGUUGAUCUGCAGCACAGUUCUGUUGGGGAUCGCUAUCGCCAUUGUCGGGUGCGGGGCCUUCAGCUUGACCAUUGUCCCCGACAAUCUGACAAAAGAACAGCGCUCCGCAGCCAUCGUCUCAGCUAGUUUGGCGGAGGAGAUAAGCCGUGAGUAUGUGAAGUAUCGACGUACUGGGAUCGAAUCGGAGAGGCUUCGGCAGCUGGGAAAGGAUCUGCGGAACAGUCACAGCAAGAAGGCCAUUUUCACAGAAUCCAUGGCUGAUUUGUCCUCCACUGAUCAGUUUUUCGUGUGCACCUUGUGCAGAUCAACCGUAAAUGUGUUUGUAAGAACUGGCAAUUCAGGAGAACUGAGUGAUCCUCAGAGGGAAGAAGAGGCCAAGAUGUGGUUUUUGGGCUUCUGUGAUUACUUCGGUAUUAGCACCCAAGAAGUGUGCUCUGGAUUAUUUGACCUCAACUACCAAUUUCUUCACUUUAUUCUUAACCACACUGCGGCUAAUUCACAAUCCUUCUGUGGAAUGCUACCCAUUCCCAUUUGCCAGGUGAAGCAGGAUGAGUUCAAUCUCACUUUGAGCAUCCAGGGGGAUUCGACCACUGAAUCUAAUUCGAAUUUGCCCGCUAAGAGCUCUGAUGAUAUCCUAAUCCUGCAACUCAGCGAUAUCCAUUAUGAUCCAGAAUAUUCCGUUGGUAGCAACGCUGUUUGCGAUGAGCCCAUGUGUUGUCGGAAUCCUUUGCCUGAAGGAGCUGAUUCCUCGGCAGCAGCUGGUUACUGGUCUGAUUACCGUGACUGCGAUUCACCCAAACAUCUCAUCUUGAGUGCCUUUGACCACAUCAAAGAAAACCACAAGAUCGAGUGGAUAUAUCACACCGGAGAUGUGCCGCCCCAUAAUGUCUGGUCUACGACCAAACAGGGAAAUAUGGACAUGCUGACCGAAAUCGAUGGACUUCUGGGCGAGUACUUCCCGAACACGCCCAUCUACCCUUGCCUUGGAAAUCACGAACCCCAUCCAACAAAUGUUUUCGGAAAUGAUGAGGUUCCCGCAGCUCUAAAGGUUGACUGGCUAUAUGAACACGUGUGGAGUUUGUGGUCAAAGUGGUUGCCCGCGGAUGCGAAGGACACCGUCCUUCGGGGUGGUUAUUACACUUUGUCGCCGAGCAAAGGACAUCGGAUUGUGGCUUUGAACAGCAUGGACUGCUACCUGUACAACUGGUGGUUGUUCUACAACGCCACUUUGAUUCAGGAGCAGUUGCAGUGGUUCCACGAUACUCUAUUAUCUGCGGAGCAGGCGGGUGAAUCAGUCCACGUUCUGUCGCACAUUCCUGCUGGUGAUGGCGAUUGCUGGAGCAGUUGGGCCAAGGAAUACAAUAGGGUUCUGACUCGAUUCAAUGGCAUCAUAACUGGAGUAUUCAGUGGCCACACCCAUAAGGACGAGAUGAACCUCCAUUAUUCCGAGGAGGGUCAUGCCACGGUGGUCAACUGGAAUGGUGGUAGCUUGACCACCUAUUCGAAUAAGAAUCCCAACUACCGGCUGUAUGAACUCAAUCCUGAUAGCUGGCAGGUGCUGGAGCACUAUACCUACAAAUUCAAUCUGACGGAGGCAAAUCUGAAGCCCGAUGAGCAGCCCCAAUGGGAUUUGGAGUACCAGUUUACCAAGGAAUUCACGGAGGAUACUAGUCCCGCGGGCAUCGAUCGUUUGUUAGUUGAAAUGGCAGAGAAACCGGAUCUGCUUAGGAAAUUCUGGAGGAUUAAAUUCACCAACUCAGAUCCCAAGUUGGCGGAGGGCUGUGAUAAUAGUUGUCUAAGUAAGACAAUUUGCAGGAUUGCCACUAGUAAUUACCAGGAACGAACUCGCUGCAAGGAACUGCAGGCCAUCCUGGCGGAGAGUUUGGAAAAUGAACCAGAAACUGAUCCGGAUGACAAUGGUGGUGGAAGUGCUUCCGGAUUGACUGCCCUCAGUUUGGCAUCUUUGCUGGCACUAAUGACUGCAUCGAAAGUCAUUGGAUAAGCCUUAUCAUUGCCCCCAGUCUAUUCUUAAACCAUAUUAUCAAAAGCGAUAAUCGCCGCCAUAAAACAGGCUAUAAAACUACUAUAGAAAUACCCGAAACCCCUGGAGAGAAAUAAAAACGAACAAUAAACACA
Messenger RNA from Drosophila rhopaloa, 2141 nucleotides. Its product is annotated as sphingomyelin phosphodiesterase 1. The record is from RefSeq and is a predicted model, not a curated record. Gene Ontology annotation, cellular component: lysosome. The coding region runs from base 1 to 2007 and encodes 668 amino acids. NCBI's taxonomy places the organism in Eukaryota, Metazoa, Arthropoda, Insecta, Diptera, Drosophilidae. Gene Ontology annotation, biological process: sphingomyelin catabolic process; ceramide biosynthetic process. Gene Ontology annotation, molecular function: acid sphingomyelin phosphodiesterase activity. The transcript has 4 exons.